Cervus elaphus (red deer) is the source of this 6316-nucleotide messenger RNA. It is a transcript of the gene ZSCAN9, whose product is annotated as zinc finger and SCAN domain containing 9. Gene Ontology annotation, molecular function: RNA polymerase II cis-regulatory region sequence-specific DNA binding; DNA-binding transcription factor activity, RNA polymerase II-specific. Gene Ontology annotation, biological process: regulation of transcription by RNA polymerase II. The record is from RefSeq and is a predicted model, not a curated record. Lineage: Eukaryota; Metazoa; Chordata; Mammalia; Artiodactyla; Cervidae. The transcript is spliced from 5 exons. Bases 1594 to 2865 code for a protein of 423 amino acids.
GCUCCUCCCAGUGCUGGGGCGGGACACCCCACCCCCUCGCCUUUUCCAGGCGGGGCACCCCACCCCCUCGCCUUUUCCAGGUCUGCAGAGACUGCCAGAGAACCUAGGUGGGGUGGGUGUGGCUGAGAAAGGGGUGUGAAAAGUGAACCUCGGCUCGGGGAGGGUGGAGGGGAGCGGACGGUGGUCGUGCCCGGGGGCCUAGAACCGACCAAUCUCCCGGGCUGGGAAUACCUUGCGCGGGAGAGGGUUACCGGGACGAAGGGUCUUCCCUGUGAAUAACGGCAGCAGGAUUAGGACUCAGGACAGGAAAUGCCUGAAGUCUGGGGAAAUACUUGGGUACAAGGAAGUUAAGGACAAAUUUGUAGAAUUUCUGUAGCCUUCCUCAUGGAGAGCCAGCGUGUAAUACUCUCACUCUUUGGUUCUAAAAGCAGAUAACGGGGCGUUGAAUGGACUGAUUUUCCAGUGCAGAAUGUGACGUUUUCCAAUCCCCUUUCCCAUGGUUCACUGAUUCCCAAACCUUGGAGUGCAUAUAAAUCCCUGGGGAGCCUAGGGAUUAAAGAUACAUUAUCAGGGCUCCCUAUCCGCCCCAUCCCCCACCCCUUAACCCUGGAUUCCUAUUCCCUAAAUGUCUGCCCCAGGGCCGGUAACGCUGAAAUUCAGCUGCUGGGCUGCUCUUCCUGACAUUUUGGAGACAGCCCUCCUGGAAAUCAGGCCCUGCCUGGGUGUGAGCAGACUUCUCCCUUGGGCUUCUGUAGAUUCCUAGGACUGUCCUGUUAAAUAAUUUAACUGCAAGCAACCUCCUUAACUUCCCGUGGCCCCCAUUUCUUAUCUAGUGAAGUAGUGGUUGUAAUCAAACCUCAGAGGGUAAUUGUGAGGAUUAAAUGUGGUCUUGUAUCUGAAAGCAUGUUGUAGGGUGUUGUGCAGUGUUGGCUAUUACUCUGAGAAUCAUCAAAGCAGUGUGGAAAACUCAGAGAAUUUGCAGUCUACCUAAGCUUUCCUUUCUGUAAAUUUAGUGAAAAUGAAACUGUCCUUAGUGGUUGUUUUGAAGAUUAAUUUUAAAAACUCAUGUAAAGAUUUCAGUAAAAGUAAGUUCAUUCAUUUAGUCCAAGACAAGAAGCAAAGUUUUCAUUUUUUUUUUUCCUCUCUAAUUUAACUUUUUUACAAUGAGUCUGAACUUUUUAACCGUUCUGAGUGAUCUGUUUGGUCCGUAAUUUCUCCAUGAACUCUGUAAGGUAUUAUUGCUAUUUCUUUUUCACAUUAAAAAACUGAGAUUGGAAGAAGAUAAGAAAUUGGUACAAGAUUGCACAAUUGGUAAAAGAAUCAGAAUAAAACUGAGGUCUGGGUAAAUUGAAAGUCUGCUUUUUGUACAUUAUGACUUUAUUUAUUCCAUUAUUUCAUUCUUUGGUCAGCAAGUCACUACUUUCAGUGAAGAGGUUUAGGUCUAUAACAAUUGAUUAUAAGUUUCUAUCAUUAACUGUUGCCAUUUUUCUACCUAAACAAUGACUUUUACUGCUUAAAAGGACGGAACUUCCAAAGGUGUUUCUAACUCAUAGCUCCAGCUAGAGGGAGCCUUUUAAGCUAUUCAAGGUCAAGAUGAAUAUAGACUCCAAGGAGAUUUUAUGCCUGGAUAUGCAAGCUCCCAAGGUUUGGGAAGAACUUAUGACAGAAAAAGUGGAGGCAGAAAGUCAUCUCCAAAUGCAGGAAUCUAGACUGAAACGCAGUAAUCCACUGGCCAGAGAGAUCUCCCGAAGGCACUUUCGACAGCUCUGCUACCAGGAGACUCCUGGACCCAGGGAGGCUCUCACUCGACUCCGGGAACUUUGCUACCAGUGGUUGAGGCCACAUGUGAGCACGAAGGAGCAGAUCCUGGACCAGCUAGUGCUGGAGCAGUUCCUGUCCAUCCUGCCCCAGGAGCUGCAGGGCUGGAUGCGGGAGCACUGUCCAGAGAGUGGGGAAGAAGCAGUGAUUUUGCUGGAGGAUCUGGAGAGAGAGCUUGAUGAACCGCAACACGAGAUGGUAGCCUGCAGACAGGAACAAGAAGUCCUUUCUAAAGAGACAGUGUCUCUGGAAGCACAGAUGUCACCGGCCUUUCAGUCCCAGCCUAAGGAGCCCCAACUCACACAUGACCCUGCUCAGGAGCCCCACCCUAUUGGAGAGACAGACACAUUUCUGUUUUGCAAACCUGUUGUCACCUCCCAGCUAAAAGGAAGUCGAGAACCGUGGUCUCAUCCCAGAGGAGUCUUAAGAGGUGGAAUGACCCAGGCUGAGGGCAGAGAGUUGGUGCUAAGGAAACAUUAUCCUAAGAGAGUGGAACCAUGUGGGAAAGUGUCUUAUGGACAGACCUGGGAGAAAUCACAGCAGGGGCCCCGACAUGGAGAAAUCAGUGAACAUAAGGGUGGGGUAGAGAGGCACUGGGGAAACCCUGUAGGAACCGGACCACACAGAUGUGAGGAAUGUGGAAAGAGCUUUGCUCAGAGCUCGGGUCUGGUUCGACAUCAAAGAAUUCACACUGGAGAAAGACCCUAUGAGUGUAAUGAAUGUGGGAAAACCUUCAGUCGGAGUUCAGGUCUUUUUAAUCACAGAGGAAUCCACAAUAUUCAGAAACGGUACCACUGUAAGGAGUGUGGAAAGGCCUUCAGCCAGAGUGCCGGUCUCAUCCAGCAUCAGAGAAUCCAUAAGGGAGAAAAGCCAUAUCAGUGCAGCCAGUGUAACAAGAGCUACAGUCGGCGCUCAUUUCUCAUCGAGCAUCAGAGAAGUCACACGGGGGAGCGCCCUCACCAUUGCAACCAGUGUGGGAAAAGCUUUAACCGCCACUGCAAUCUCAUCCGCCAUCAGAAGAUCCACCUGGUGGCUGAGCUGGUCUAAUCCAAGCUGUGUGCAAGUUUUCCGGGUCACUCACCAAGUCACGUGGGGAUCCUGGUGAAUGCUUGCAGUGUUCUACAUACCAUCCUUUAUAACCCUAUAUUUUCUUUGGAACUGCUGAGUUUUCCAUCUGAAAAAAUAAUCCAAUGAAAAGAAGGGACCUGUUAGGAGGGAGAAAAUCUUCCAAAUGAAAUGCAAGAAUAUGAAGUUGGUGUGUAUCUGAAAAGUAUAUGAAGAGGGAAUAAUUUGAGGAGGGCAUGAGAAAGAUGAAAUCUGUGAUGCCAGGCGCCAAAAGAAGAAAUAAUGGCCAGACACAGAACAGGUAUGUGGGAUAAGGAAAGAAAAGUUCAGACAGUGGACAUCUGUCAGUAGAAGGAAGGAAGAUGGGCCUAGGAACAUAUCCAGAAUGGUCCGGAAUGCUUAUGGAUAUGUCAAGAUUUGAUCAUGUAGGGGAUAUAUGCAACAGACUGUCAACAUGGUAAUGGGGGUAGAUGGAGGACUACAUGACCCUUUCACUUUGUGUUACCUCUCUUAGAGCUGUGAAUGUGCUUAUUGUACAGAGGUGGUAUGAAUCCCCCUUCCAGUUACUAGGGAUGAUGCUAUGAAGAAUGAAUGAAAAAUGUUUUAUUCUCAUCAGGGAACUUUUGGGGGAGAGUAGGGCAGCACCCAAGCUGGUCCAGAAUUGACUUGAAUAGUGCAAAGGAUGUCACAGGUUAAGAGCACUGAGACUGGAACUUCCAAGACAGAUUUGAAAUUUUGCUGUCUAUCAGGUAUAUUAAAGUGUUAGUUACUCAGUUGUGUCCAACUCUUUGUGACCCCAAGGAUGUAGCCACUAGGCUACAGGGAAUAUCCAUGAAAUUCUCUAGGCAAGAAUACUGGAGUGGGUUGCCAUUUCUUUCUCCAGGGGAUCUUCUCAACCCAGGGAUCAAGCCCAGGUCUCCUGCAUUGCAGACAGCCAGGUAAGCUCAAAGAAGGAGCUUCCUGGAGAAGGAAAUAACAGUUCAUGGUAUCACAAGAGGCAGACAAGACUUAGGAUUAAACCACCACCACCAGUGCAAAGGAGGGUAAGAGCUAGUGGCCCUGGUUUUUAUUGUGGUUAGGGGAUGGGCCCAGGAAAUACUUCUUAUGCACAGAUAAAGUAAGGACUUGCAUAGUUUGAGGUGCCAAGUGAGGAAGCACAUUUCUUAUAAACUUACUCAGAUGUGGGGGAGAAAGGAAGGGACAAAUAGAAGGUGAAAGCUGUCAGUGAUCUGUCAAAAAUCAACAACAGAGUCAGGAUUUUUUAAAAAUUACAACUGUUUAAAGAAAACCAAUUCAGGAGAUACUUUAUCAUGUGAUUCUAGUUGCUCUGUCCUUGUAAACUAAGGAGUAUGUAUGAAUUUAGCAUUCAAUCCAUUUUUAAACAAAUGUAUAUAACCAGAAAAAGCAUCUGUUUAAAAAAAAAAUCCAUAACUGUCCAUUUGACUACCUGAAGCUGUCUCACUACUGCAGAGUGGCUCACCUCCCACUGAAGUCAGCUGAGACUUUCUAGAAGAGGUGAGCUCCCAGAGGCAGCCUGUCCCCUCACUAGACUCUUAAAGAGAGUGUGGUUUGUGGGACCUGAGGUGAAAUUUCAGGGAUUCCUAAUCUGUUUGGAGACAUACAACUCUUUCUUGCCUACUUCCUGCCAGAGAGGAUCAGCUGGGACCUAUGAGUGAUUAAGAAUGUUUAGAUUCAAAAGGGUAUUACUAUGGUAGUGGUUAAUUUUAAUACACUGAGGAGCUAUAGUGUCCAUCAUAUUUUCAAAAGGGUCCAAAAACUAAACAAAGUUAAGAACUACUGCUUGAUGUGUGGUGGAAUGACAAGAAACAGGUGUGGUGGAGCCUUUUCAGAGAGAGCCCUGACUCCCACUUUGAUUUUUUUCACACGUACACACACACACACACACACACACACACACAGUCCCACAUCAACCUUUUCAUCUGCUCUCCUGGUUUACCAGGUUUUCUCUCCAGAUCCUCCAGCACAAUCACCGUCUCCUCGUCACAUUCUGGAUGACGUCCUCACCCUUAGACCAGUUGCUGGUCACUCUGCCUAUCCUGACAAGAUGAUACCCAGUGCAGCAGAAGCCAGUGCUUUGGGAGUACUUUUAAGGUACAGAACUAACUGUUGAAUACAAAGGUAUUAAUAUCAGAUGAGCUAGUUGAAGGCUAUAACCAGAAGAUUCUCUGAGGCUCACACAGCAAGAAGUUAACUCAGAAUUCAACCCUCAAUUCAGAAAAAUCUAGAUGUCUUCUACAUUCUGUUCACCCCUAGAAACCUUUCUUUGACUCAUAGAAUUCAGUUAUCUAAGGGGGUGUUUCCAGGUUUGCCCCUAUCCCUUUGGGAGAAAAGUAGAGAAAUGGAGAGAGAAGGAAUAUACUGGACAUCUCUUUGAGAUUACAUCAAAGACUGGCUUUUAUCACAGCUCAUAUUGUAGCCUUUCACAGUGGCAGUACCUAUCCAAGUGCUUGGUGUCAUUUGCCACUUUCCAACUUCCUCAGAUUCUAUUAUUUACUUUCCUGAAUCUGUUUCCUUAAGUAUGACUGAAAUUCCAGUCUUAUUUAUGGGACUGUGGACUACCCAAGCCAGGAGAGUCACCAUUGUUACCUGCACAACAGCUGAUUGAUAAAGGUGAGGGUAAAGUACUGUUCAUGAGAAACAAUGUGUGUGUGUGUGUGUGUUUGUGUUAGUCGCUCAAUCGUGUUCAACUCUUUGCAACCCCAUGGACAGUAGCCCAUCAGGCUCCUCUGACCAUAUAGGUGGGUAAAAAUCUUACUGGAUAACUGAAACUCUGGGUACAAAGCUUCUAUCCUAAUUUUUCUACUAAUUAGAUGGAGGAACUUGAGCUCCCUGAAUUUCUCUAGGUUUCAGCAGAGAAGUGAGGCUUUUAGUUUUUAGGGGGUCUUUAAAGUUGACCAUGGAGAGGUGCUCAUAAACCAUUUUUAAAGAGUCUACAAAUUAGCCAUAAUACCUUUUCUUUAAUUUUGUUUGGCAGCGAGGUGACUGUUCCUCAAGAGGUGAAAGCAGUGUGAGAGUUAAAAUGUGUCUAGAGUGAGUGCUGGCCUUCUAUGUCAAUAUAUGUAUGUAUAUACCUUGAGGAAAUUAGAAUUAUUAAAAAAAACAGUUAUGCAUGCAAAGCUUUAUCACCAUAAUAUGGAAAGAGAAUAUAUGUCUAAGGAAAAUUCAUAAGUAAUGCUCCAUAUCUUGAGAUUUAUGUGUAUGCAUAAUAGGGUCUUUGACCUAAGAUUAAACAAGACCAAAAGGACAUCAGCAAGGACUGGUGGACAUAUUUUCUCAGAUUUUUGGGGUCUGGGAUUUCAUUUUAUUCUACUAACAAGCUAAUUAGGGCUUCCCUGGUAGCUCAGCUGGUAAAGAAUCUGCCUGCAAUGCAGGAGAUCCUGGUUUGAUUCCUGGGUUGGCAAGAUCUGCUGGA